ACUGACUGAAUCUUCUCAGCUCCAGGUUGCAAUUUCGCAUCGCUGGGAGAUCCCGACUAGAACCCUAGCUAGGGUUUUUUCAACUCCAUAAUUAUGCAUUCGAACCACAGCAAGUUUUGAUCAAGAACUAGGCCUCAUUUUAUCCGAUUCACCGCUCACUCAUAUAGCUUGAUUCUCUCUAUUCUUGCAUUUAACUGGAAACGGCGAUUCAAUGAAGAAGUGUAGAGUUUUCUUGAUUUGCUUGCUCAUUAUUGGGUUUUCUUUAGGAUUCAUUCACGGCGCUAACUCGGAGGAGGCGAAAAAGAACAAGUUUCGGGAACGCGAGGCGACCGACGAUGCUCUUGGUUAUCCCAACCUGGAUGAGGAUGAAUUGUUGAAUACACAGUGUCCUCAACAUUUGGAGCUGAGAUGGCAGACAGAAGUUAGUUCUAGCAUAUAUACUACUCCUCUGAUUGCUGAUAUUAACAGUGAUGGGAAGCUCGAGAUAGUUGUUCCUUCUUUUGUUCACUACCUAGAAGUCCUAGAAGGUUCUGAUGGGGAUAAAAUGCCAGGAUGGCCUGCUUUUCACCAGUCAACUGUACAUUCCAGUCCUCUCCUAUAUGAUAUUGACAAAGAUGGUGUCAGAGAAGUAGCUUUGGCUACUUAUAAUGGAGAGAUAAUCUUUUUCAGGGUUUCAGGCUACUUGAUGUCUGAUAAACUAGAGGUACCUCGACUGAAAGUUAAAAAAGAUUGGUAUGUGGGGUUGCAUCCAGACCCGGUGGAUCGCUCUCAUCCAGAUGUUGACGAUGAUCUUCUUGUUCGGGAUGCACUUAUGAAUACCAUGCCUGAACCUAAUGGAAGUGCAACUGGAUCAAUCAUGUCAAAUUCAACAACAGCAGCAUCAGCUCAGGUUAACACUCUGAACGAAUCCAACAUAGAAGACCAUGGGAAAACUAACAAUCUAGUAGAGGCAGAGGCUGGAUCCAAUAUACUGAAUAACCAGAAAAAUAUAAGUGAUGUAAGAGCAGAGAUUAAGUUGAGGACGGGUAUGGAGAAUGGUACUCCACAAAACACUAGCACUGCAGAGAAAGAAACUAAAAGUAGAAGACGGUUGCUUGAAGACAAUGCCUUAAAAGGGUCAGAGGGGAGUGGUUCUGAUUCCAAAACCGACAGUAAGGGAGAUGAUCAUAUUGCAACUGUGGAGAAUGAUAAAGGUUUGGAGGCAGAAGCCGAUUCCUCUUUUGAGAUAUUCCGGGAUAGUGAUGAGCUGGCUGAUGAGUAUAAUUAUGAUUAUGAUGACUAUGUGGAUGAAUCCAUGUGGGGAGAUGAGGAGUGGACUGAAGUGGAACAUGAGAAGUUAGAAGACUAUGUGAAUAUUGACUCGCAUAUUUUGUGCACUCCUGUCAUAGCAGACAUUGACAAUGAUGGGGUAUCAGAGAUGGUUGUUGCUGUGUCUUACUUCUUUGAUCAUGAGUACUAUGACAACCCAGAACGUUUAAAAGAACUUGGUGGUAUUGAUAUUGGAAAAUAUGUAGCUGGUGGUAUUGUUGUUUUUAAUCUUGAUACCAAGCAAGUUAAAUGGACUGCACAACUAGAUCUGAGUACAGAUACAACAAAUUUUCGUGCCUAUAUAUAUUCUUCCCCAACUGUUGUUGAUUUGGAUGGUGAUGGGAACUUGGACAUUCUGGUCGGAACUUCAUAUGGCCUGUUCUACAUCUUGGAUCAUAAGGGCAAGGUGAGGGAAAAGUUUCCUCUCGAAAUGGCAGAGAUCCAAGGAGCUGUAGUUGCAGCUGACAUCAAUGAUGAUGGCAAGAUUGAACUAGUCACUACUGAUACACAUGGGAAUGUUGCUGCUUGGACUGCACAAGGAAAAGUAAUUUGGGAAACACAUCUUAAAAGUCUUGUUCCACAGGGUCCUAGUGUUGGUGACGUAGAUGGGGAUGGCCAUACUGAUGUAGUAGUUCCAACACUAUCUGGAAAUAUAUAUGUUCUAAGUGGCAAGGAUGGGUCAAAUGUCCGUCCAUAUCCGUAUAGAACUCAUGGGAGAGUGAUGAAUCAAGUACUUCUUGUUGAUUUGAGCAAACGCGGGGAGAAAAAGAAGGGUCUGACUAUUGUUACUACAUCAUUUGAUGGAUAUUUGUAUCUUAUUGAUGGACCCACAUCAUGUGCUGAUGUCGUCGAUAUUGGUGAAACUUCAUAUAGCAUGGUGUUGGCUGACAAUGUUGAUGGUGGAGAUGAUCUUGACCUUAUUGUGACAACAAUGAAUGGCAAUGUCUUCUGUUUCUCAACCCCAGCUCCACAUCAUCCUCUCAAGGCCUGGCGAUCACAUAAUCAGGGGCGAAAUAAUGUUGCAAAUGGUUUUAAUCGUGAAGGCAUUUACGUUACACAUCCAUCAAGGGCUUUCCGUGAUGAAGAAGGCAAGAAUUUCUGGGUUGAAAUAGAGAUUGUAGAUAGAUACAGGUUUCCUUCUGGGUCGCAAGCACCUUAUAAUGUUACAACAACCUUGUUGGUGCCGGGCAAUUACCAAGGAGAGAGAACGAUAAAGCAAAACCAGAUCUUCACUAGUGCUGGAAAAUACCGGAUUAAGCUUCCAACAGUAGGAGUAAGGACCACUGGGACAGUUUUGGUGGAGAUGGUUGACAGGAAUGGACUAUACUUCUCAGAUGAGUUCACACUCACAUUCCAUAUGCAUUACUACAAGCUCUUGAAAUGGCUUCUUGUCUUCCCUAUGCUUGUGAUGUUCGGUGUGCUUGUUAUACUUCGUCCACAGGAGUCAAUGCCCUUGCCAUCUUUCUCCCGAAACACAGAGUUGUGAUGAUUAGCUUGUAUACAUCCGAGACAAUCAUUGAAGUUCACAGGAAGCAGAUAUUUGCAUCGGCAUCUCUGGCUCGGUGCCAGAAACAAACCCAUAGUUGAGGUUCCAGCGUGUGGGAAUGAGGAUCAUGAUUAAAUGUAUCACAGGUUAAUUUCAUAGGAAAUGAAUGAGGCUUUGUGGGCUGAAACAGUAUAGCAAAUGUAUGAGAUAAUGUUUAGCUAUGUAACAGGUCUAAACUGAGAUUUGAACAUCUUAGUAACAACUGUGAUAUUUUAGGACCCAUUUUGUUUCCCAUUUCAGUGUCUGGUGUAACUUUGGCCGUUGUGCCUCUGUCAGGAACAGAGGGAAAUUAAUAUUUAUUGGCUAAACUGAA
Messenger RNA from Diospyros lotus (date-plum), 3167 nucleotides. Its product is annotated as protein DEFECTIVE IN EXINE FORMATION 1. Lineage: Eukaryota; Viridiplantae; Streptophyta; Magnoliopsida; Ericales; Ebenaceae. Gene Ontology annotation, molecular function: protein binding. The transcript is spliced from 13 exons. The coding region runs from base 212 to 2794 and encodes 860 amino acids. The record is from RefSeq and is a predicted model, not a curated record.